Dermacentor albipictus is the source of this 12836-nucleotide messenger RNA. Its product is annotated as xylosyl- and glucuronyltransferase LARGE2s-like. The record is from RefSeq and is a predicted model, not a curated record. Gene Ontology annotation, cellular component: Golgi apparatus. Gene Ontology annotation, molecular function: xylosyltransferase activity; glucuronosyltransferase activity. NCBI's taxonomy places the organism in Eukaryota, Metazoa, Arthropoda, Arachnida, Ixodida, Ixodidae. Gene Ontology annotation, biological process: protein O-linked glycosylation via mannose.
CGUCUUGGCCGUGCCGCCGAGCUCGUCCUACGGGCCACCAACCCCUCCGCCCACACAGUGGGAUAGAACUACUUCCGUUCUGCUCUUUGCAUUUUGCUGUGCCCGAGCAGCCCGAGUUUCGGUCCGCCUGCUGGUUCGGGUCAAUUUCGGAAGUGCCGUUAUCGUCGUUGUUUCACUGCUUCGGAAAUAAGCGCGUAGUGUCAGCAUGUCGAGUGCCGGUGAUGAUGGAAGUGCCAACAUGACUGGCCCUUCGUGAAACCCGGCCAACGCAGCCUCCGGCUCGCCCAAAGCUGCAGGAUGAAAUGUUAGUUCUCCCAGUGGAGAUUGGAGGCAUGGCAGCCAGCUGCUGCUGCUGGUGGGUCGUCGGCUGGCCAGUGCUGCAAAGUAACUGACCACGGAGCCAGGGCCUUGGUGGCGGUCAUGCGCAGGCACCGCCAGGCAGCCCUGCUGUCCCUGGUGGUGGCUGUUCUGGGCAUACCUGCACUGCUGCUGCUCUACCUCGAUGGGAAGAGCCAAGCACCUGAGGACAGUCUACUUGGAUUCACAAAAAGAGAGGCAGUCCUUGCUGAUCGGGUCCGAGAGGUUGAACAACAGAAUCAAAUGUUGCAAAGACAACUCAGCCUAUCACGGCAACAGCUGAUGCAGCUGAUGCAGCGGGAGGCACACAACGGCUCCGACGUCAACCUUCUGCCCUGUCCCACCCGCGGUGGUAGUGAGCUGCCCGAGGUGCCCAAGUGUGAGGUGCUCCAGGUGGCCAUUGUAUGUGCUGGGUACAAUGCCUCCCGCUCAGUCAUCACCUUGGUCAAGAGCAUCCUCUUCUACCGCAAGAACCCCCUCCACUUCCACUUCAUCUCAGACGCCGUGGCACACCUUGUGCUGCAGACACUGUUUAGGAGCUGGAACAUGCCUGCAGUGGAGGUGAGCUUCUACCUAGCUGACAACCUACAAGGAGAAGUGUCAUGGAUUCCAAACAAGCAUUACUCUGGUGUCUAUGGGCUUAUGAAGUUAGUACUGCCCAAGGCUCUUCCGGAUAACCUUGACAAGGUGAUAGUACUGGACACAGACAUCACUUUUGCAUCAGACAUUGCUGAGCUGUGGAGAAUAUUUCACAAGUACACCUCCAAACAGGCGAUUGGUCUUGUCGAGAACCAGAGCGACUGGUAUCUAGGAAAGCUAUGGAAAAACCAUCGGCCUUGGCCUGCUCUCGGGCGAGGUUUCAACACAGGUGUAAUUUUGCUGCGACUGCAAAGGCUACGUGAACGCAACUGGAUGCAAAUGUGGAAGCUUAUCGCCGAGAAGGAACUUAUCAGCAUGUGGUUUACUUCAUUGGCUGAUCAGGAUAUCUUCAAUGCUGUGCUAAAGCAGCACACUGAGCUCCUGUUUCGUCUGCCAUGCCAGUGGAAUGUACAGCUGAGUGACAAUACUCUCAGUGAGCUGUGCUACUCCGAGGUGCAGGAGCUAAAAAUAAUUCACUGGAACUCACCUAAGAAGCUCAAAGUCAAGAACAAGCAUGUUGAGUUCUUCCGCAACCUCUACCUUACCUUCCUCGAAUAUGAUGGCAACCUGCUGCGACGCGAGCUUAUUGGUUGCAACGGCACGACUUCCUCAUCUGCCGGUGUACAUGCCUCUCACGUGCAGGAUGCUUUGAAUCUGUUGGAUGAGGACGACCCCUGCUAUGACUUCAGGAGAGCAAGGGUUGCCCAGCAUCGCACACACCUCUAUUACAUUGAAUAUGACUAUGAGCCUUCUCCAGAGGGCAAUGAUGUCACGUUGGUUGCCCAGUUAUCUAUGGACAGGCUUCAGAUGGUAGAAGCAGUUUGCAAACAUUGGGAAGGGCCAAUAAGUUUGGCAUUGUACAUGUCAGACUCUGAAGUCCAACAAUUCCUGAGCUACACUCUGAGCUCGGAGAUUUUGCAAAGUCGCAAGAAUGUGGGCUACCACAUUGUCUACAAAGAUGGAACUUUCUACCCUGUGAACAUGCUGCGAAAUGUUGCUCUGCAACAAGUGAACACACCAUUUGUGUUCCUGACCGACAUUGAUUUUCUGCCUAUGCAUGGCCUCUACGAGUAUCUGAAGCGGUCUGUGUUUGCUUUGGGUCUUGAGUCUUCACGCAAGGCACUGAUAGUGCCUGCAUUUGAAACACAGAGGUACCGACUGAGUUUUCCAAAAACAAAGGCAGAAUUGCUUUCUAUGUUGGACAUGGGUACACUGUUUACCUUCAGGUACCAUGUGUGGCAGAAGGGCCAUGCACCGACAAACUAUGGGAAGUGGCGGACGGCUACAACACCCUACCUGGUGAACUGGGAGCCUAACUUCGAGCCCUAUGUGGUGGUCAAAAGAGAUGUGCCUGAAUAUGACAAGCGCUUUGUGGGCUUUGGUUGGAACAAGGUUUCCCACAUCAUGGAACUGCACGCCCAGGGCUAUGAGUUUGUGGUGUUACCCAAUGGAUUCAUGGUGCACAUGCCACAUGCUCCAUCGCUGGACAUUGCCCGCUUCCGGUCAAGCAGCCAGUACCGCAAGUGCCUCUCCCUGCUCAAGAGCGAGUUUGCCAGGGACCUCUCGCUGCGCUAUGGCCGCACUUUUUCGGCCGCACCUGACCGCCGUCGACGCAGGUGAUUGCCCGGUGUUCGCCAUUGCCGCUGUGUCGUGGCCAGGUGCCCCGCCCCGUCGUCUUUCUGACAACCAAUGCACAAGCCAGUGCUGAUUGUCUCUUCAUGGGAGCUGCUGGCCAAGUUUGGUAAGAGCACGCAAGGAUGUUAGAACCAUGUGGCUCAUUGCUUGAUGGAUUGUCAACUAUGUGUAUGUUUUUAGUGUGGUGUGCUGCAUUUUGGUUCUUACUGAGGCUGUGUUUUAGGGUCAAAGGUGUACUGCUAUUAUGGCAUUCUGAAACGCAGAGCAUAAAAUAUUUAGCUGGGCCCCCUGGUCUUUAGUUUGACAGACGGGGUAUCAAGAGUAGAGAAAUGUAAUUGUGGUGGCAAGGGAAGGUUAAGCAAGGGAAUUGGCAAAUUCAGACGUAUAGGAUGAAUAUGUCUGAUGGAGGAAAAGGUUCAUUCAUUUGCCGAGUAUUGGGAGAGGUCUCUGUCCCACAGAGAUUUGUGGGGAUGACAGUGACCAAUCUAACUGCGUCUGACCCAUUUCCAUAUGUAACCAGCUAGACUAUCUAGGAACUAGCCAAAAUGAACUGCCACCAUUUGGCAAUGGGCUGAUAAUCCAUUUCAUGCUGUCACUUAGGUAUUUCCAUCUGGACUAUGAAGGCUGAAUUGUAACUUUGCUGGCUUAUGGCAUCUUGCUCACACUGCAGUAAAGGUUCAAUGAGUUUCAUUUGCACAAGGGAGUGUUAAACAGCAACAGUACUCAACGGAUUGUCAUGGACUAUGUACUCUUGGCAUUGUUAACUAUUAUUGGCCUGCACUCAAAUACCGGAAGGUCUUGAAAUGUCUUGCUUGAAACUUGGGACAUAAUUAAGGUGCAGUCUCUGUCAAAAGAAACGAGGUCACUAGUAGCAUGAGUGUUGCAGUCUUGGCUGUGUCGUGUUAGAUCUUGGAAGUCCCAGAUCUGAAAAGCUGAGAAAGUUGAAAAUUGGGGCUUACCUCCAUGUCCAGAAUAUUCUAUUAAUGCAGGUGCAACAGGAGGUUAACUGGGUGGUCUGAGCUUGCUACAGUCAUGUACUCAGUGGCUAAGGUAUGAAACUCCACAUUUCAGCUGUGUUGUUGGACAACAGUGGCUGACAUAGCAUAUUAGAGCAGACAUCUAUCAAACUAGUCUACAUGCUUCAGUAUGUCUAUGUUAAUUUGCUGCUCUAGUUCGACCACCACAAAGAAGCACUGCAUCGCUGUAAACAGGGCAGUCUGCCAAUGCUGAGAGGUUUGUUCAUUUGGUUUGUUCUUGUGUGCUCUCAUUGAACUCGUCAGUUUCUGUGCACAUGCUCUGUCGCCCCAAACUCAUCACAGCAGCUUAUUUAGACAAUGCAGAUUCUGCAGACUGAGUUCAACUUAUUAAAUCCAUACUGUGUGUAGUGACUACAGCAACUUAAAAGUCAAACAUCAUCAUUGCUUUUCUCUUUGCCUAUGUUAGCGUUGUCAUCAUCACUGUAUCAUGCUUGUAAUAAAUAUAAAGAAUACUAACUAAGGUAGCUGAAAGUAAACGAAGUAGUGCCAGCUCAUUUUAGAUACCCUUUCCCUUGGCCAGUGCAAUAAUUUUAUUUAUUUAUUUUUUUAAUAAUGUAAAAAUUACCACAUCUGAAGAUGUAAUAAUGGCACUGCCAGACAUUCUUUGGUAGCCUGUGCAUCAAGUUUUAAAACUGUGAGGACUGAUUCUAAUGUCGCACACUUUGGAGUUUUCACUUAAUAGGUGCUAUGAAAAGGUUCACUGAAUACAUCAGAUAAUACAUGCAAUAUAUGCCCACUUCUACUUGAUGCAAUCUUCCUGUUUAAAUUUAUGUAUUGUCAUGAUUUGCAAGAUAUGCAAUAUUUCUUUGUGCACACAGAAACUUGUUAAAGAAUUCACAAGGGCAAGACGAGGUUCCUUGUGCUAUGAAAUAGUAUUUUACCAUCAGAACAUUUUUUUAACUGUUCACGCAAAAUAUGUCAUAAAAUUUUUGUGCCUUUAUUGAGGCAUCUAUAUUGGCUGCCAUCAUUCUCACGCUGGAUGGUAAAUCGUUGCUAUUAGCCUGAAAUUAUCAUAAGCUUAAGCAAGGGGCAAAAAGAUAGAGAAGUUUAAGAAGCGCUUACCGUAUUUACUUGAAUCUAACGCACACCUUCUUUCUAAGAAAAUGGGUCCAAAAAUUCCCUACACCUUACAAUCGAGUAUGAAACCAAAACCUUGUUCAUGGCAUUGGUAACAGAUUACCAUCAGAGCCACAAAACACAGCGUCAUCGCUUGAUGGUGACGGCAACAGAACCUGUUUUCAUUAAAGUAGUUGUGGGUUCAGUUUGUGCUCAACUACAAUCUGGAGCAGUAUUCUCUGUCGAUGACUUUCAAAGAUACUAUCACUUCCGCAAAAUUUCACGUCACUCGGCACCAGACACGUCUGUGUACAUGGCCGCCAGCUCGCUAUCUGCGCACAGUGCCAGGAACGCUUUCGAUAGCAUGCUUUGACGAGUCCGAUACAGAGUCUCACGAAGGGAUACUAGCAGUAUCUCAUGAAAGUGAUCACCACUCGAUAAUAUUGCUCCUGUGUGGUCGGCAUCUGUAACUGAUAAAGUACAUAUGGUGACAACGAUGCGCUGCUUUCCUCACGAAAGAUUUUUUUUUUUUUUUUCGCUCGUGAAGAAAUAUUCUGCGUGUCUUCUUUUCUUCCUGAUUGUGAAUGUGGAGGGUAUGCUAUAGUAUAUUUCUUUUAUAAAUCAGGGGCAUGUUACCUUGAAGUGCACUUUUAUUUUCUUACUUAAUCUCAUGAGAAUUUGCUGCACAUUAAGAAUCUGGUAAAUACUGUAUUUCUUUUUUUCUUUACGACCUUGGUAAAGUUUAACUAUUGCUAGUAUUUGAGUAUGACAUGUUGCUGCACACAGUGCUACUCGUUCACAUUAUUUUGGUUUCAAUUACAAAUUUGAGGAAAUGGCAAAAGGUGAGGAGAUCCACCAUAUGUGUAGAAUCACUAUUUUUUUUUUUUUAAUAACAAAUCGCCUUGCACUUCUUAGCAGGGCAAUUUUCUAUCAAAAGUGUCCCCAGUGUACAUUGAUGGGGUGGUUGAUUGACUCCAGUAUACGUCAAUGUGCAUCAAAACCCUAAUCAAUGCACCUGAAUGCUCACUUACAUGCACGCAUAUAUGCUUUGAGUGCACAUGAAGCUUUGAAGAAUUUGAGCCUGUGGCAUUAACUACCACUAUCAGGGGAACAGAAACACUACUUUUCUUGACAUCAUCAAGCACCACUUAGGUCAAGCAUUCCCGUCCGUCCAACAGGCUUUAUGGAGAGUUGCAAGUGAAAUGCUGAAGGGAAGAAGUUCAUUCUGGCAUGUACCUUCAUGAAGAUGGUCGUUAAAAUUUAUUUCUUCCAGAAAAUGCUGUAGUGAUAUUUAAGUAUCACAUGGUAUAGGUACUUAUUGUAUUAUUUAGCUUGCAAUCACAUGGUCGCAUCUGAAACACGUAUACUAGCAUGCUAUAAUUAAUAAAGGGAAAAUCAGACUUCCACCCGUUUGUAGCAAUUGCUACAAAGGAAACCCAUACGGGUUCCUCGAAAGAAAAGUCUCGCAAUUGAAGAAAAAUGCUGCAUGCUAUAAGUAACUAAGCCUGAAGAAUCUACAGCACUGUUGACUUUCUUCUAAGAAAUGUUAACAUCCGCAGUUAUGCGGCAGAAAAAUGAGCCGAUUAUGUUCAUUUGCAUGUGCAUUCAUUUUUCUUGCUUUGCUUCACAGCACGAAGUGAAAUAAGAAAUACGUUUCCUUUGGCUUUCAAGAAUACCAGAAAAUUCCCAUCAUGUUCAUGUGGGAAUCUUUGAAGGGACACUAGAAAGAAACGCUAAAUCAGUUUUGACUAGUAAAGUGUUUUUUCAAACUCCAUUUUCAUCAGUUUUGUGGUAACAGGUGAAUUAGCAAAAGAGACGAUGAAGGUCAGAGGUAAAUUCUUAAAGUUUAGCUCUUAAACCCUUGCACUUGUACAGUGUGACAUCAUGAAUUUCAAUAUAUUUUCUUGUAUUUGAGCCGUUAUGGUGCAGUACAAGUUCUUGAAGUUUGCCGAGUUCAAUAUUUGGUUCCUAUAGAAUAAAGUUAGUCCCUCUUUAUUGAAAACAUACUUACUAAUCCGAAGCAGAUGCCAUCAAAAUUCAUGAUGUCACGGCAAGCUGGUGUGGGAACCUUAAGGCAUCAUUGACAACCAUCUUUAAUUUUUGUCUCUAAGAAGGUAAUUUAAAUUUACCAAUACAGCUCAAAUUAUAUUCUCCCUUUAGUGCCCCUUUAAGUAUAUCCAGAAUUUGAGAGUGCAUAAUUGCUGUUUGCAGUAGUUAAGGCAGUCAUAGUCACAGAAAACUUUUUUUAUUUUAAUCUUAUUGCAUUUUGUCAAUGCAUACAGACCAGACAGCUGCAGCUUAUCUUUGUGCUUUUGCCAAGCAUUGCCCUAUUUAAAGAAGACCUCGUUACCUUGCAUGAGCACGGUUUCCUGUAGAGAAAGUCAAUCUUAGAAGUACAGCUGGAAGUUUCUUGCCUUGAAUAAUAGUAGUACACUACUUUGAUAGUGCUCCUGAAAACCAGUCUGGUAUGAAAUUAACAAGCAUUUUUACUCCAUCUUGAAUGGCGAAUGUGUUGGCUGUUAGUUGUCGUGAAUGUCAGUGGAACGUGAAUAGGUGAAACCUAAAACUUGCAAAUACGUGGGCUUUCAUGGUUGUUUACACAGUGCUGUGUGUUGGCUACUACAGUAGCUGCAUGAAAUCAACUUUCCAAUUAUUUUGAUGAUUUCAUUCACUUAUGUUUUCGUGGACCAUUUUUUUAUGCUUCGGCAUGCGCUCAUUGAGUUAAAGUAAUCACAUCAUUUUUGUCGCAUUUAAAUUUUCCAGCAACACCAUACAUUGAAAGACCGCUUCAUGCCACUUGUUCCCUUUUUUUUUCGUUGUUGUUGGCGACAUACAAUUAAUCAUGCUUCUAUUUGCAUAGGCAUACCUUCCCCCCAUCACACAUAAUCAGCCCCACUGAUAAUGUCUGAAUGCUUGUGUAUUUUAUUUCGCCCUCGAUCUUGGCUUUCUAAACCUUAGCUGCACUAACUUGUCUAAAAAGAAGAAAUAUACAUAAAGAGCUCUUAUCUUAAUGGAGGAGCACAGUGCCUUGAACCUGCCAAUAUUUUUCUUUCUUUUAAAGUAUUGGCACUGAUUGUCCUUCGUUAGGAGCUUUCUGAAAGUGACUUUUCCUGUAUGCACUACUAGUCCACAGGCUACACUGUUUGACUAGAACAAAGGAACUUAUUUGUUUACAUCAGUCUGUCAGUGUCGUUAUCUGCCCUCACUGCAGUGUCAUAUAUUGGGCAUCCUUAUUGUGAUUACUGAUAAGGGAUGUGUAUCUGAUAAAAAUCUUUGUUCCUGCUACUUUUGUUAACAUACAUUGUAUUUGGGCAUAAUGUUAUUAUGCUUCUAUGUAUGUAUGUGUGCUUGCUUUUUUUAAUCUUUGUCAGUAGCUCACAAUAGUUCCUAUGAUUUUAGUCUCCAUCUCUGUGUGCUCGAAGUAGUGCAUGUUCCAAACAAUGAAUGUGCUCUGAAACUGAGGUGCACACUUUGUGAGCAAGUGGUUUAGCACACUUGAGUUUGUUUCAAGGCUUCUCGCCUUUGAAUGAAAAAUGUGAGAGGGUGUGAAGUUGAUAAUAGUAUAUGAAUUAUGCAUGAAGCUUACACUUGUUUUUUACAGCACUGCUUGAGUGGUUCAUCUCGCAACAAAAUGUCACAGGGCCUUUCUUUUUGUUCGCUGUUGAAGAUGUCCUUUUUUUUUUUACGUUUGCACCUGUGCCAUCGCAACUUGUUACAAGGCAGCUGUUGAUGCUCGAUGUAAAACUCCCAUCCACGAAGUAUUAUGUUUAAGUUGGUGAUUAUCGAGUGACAGGCUCAACGUUAAUGUAAUGCUACUGAACACGCAACUUUUGAGCCUAUGCCUAAAUGCACUCGAUGGUACAGAGGAUGAGAAGAAAGUUUAUUUGAUAACAUAGCUGGGAUCUGUCAACAAGUCUCCUAAAUUGUGGCCGUUUCUUGUUUUCUAGAAUUGGAAAAUGGCACUCAUUGUUUGUGCACAUUAUAGCCAUCGCUCUGUGGCAGUAUUGUAAACGUGUUGAGUUGCAUCUAGCAUCCCUGCCAUGUAGCGUUUCAAUCCUCAUUUUUCAAUUCCUCUUGCAUCGAACGUUUGAGUGCAGUCAGAGGAGGCGGAAUGAUCAAAUGGACUAGCUUUGAAGUCACCCAUGCUUGAACAAUAUGUGAAGCAGUGCUCAGACUCCAUUGAGUUCGACCUGCAUUGACUCAAGCACACUCGGAUGUGCCAUGUGACAGGAGUAUUAGACAAGCAUUUCAUAUGUAUUAGCUUCUAAAAUUGCUCAAAUCAAGCAGCAAAUUAAGUUAAGUUUGCACUCAAGUUAUCAUUUGAAACCAAAAAAAUUUAUUACCAUAGUUACUGUGGAAUCUCAACAAUAUAAUAAAAAAUAACUAUAAGCAAAUACACAUACCGUAUAGACUCAUGUAAGGACCACACCUAUGUAAUGGCCGCACCCCCAACUUGGCAGCCCAAAAUUAAACAAAAAAAAAAAUUCCUACGGAGAAGCCAUCAUGUUCGGUGCCCCAAUGCCAUGCGCGCACAUUGGCAAAUUUUCAAGUGCUGCGUACUUCCACAUGCUGCUCCUAGAUGGCAAGAGCUGCACAUUGACCUCUGAUCAUGGGUGUGCACGAGUCAAGGCCACACUGGCAACAUUUUGACCAAAAGAUUAAUUCCCAUGUAAGGGCCACACCUUGUCAAAAUUUAGAGAAAAAAGAAUGCGGCCCUUACACAUGUCUAUACAGUAAACAUAUAUCGUGAAGAACUUAUGAUCAAGGUUAUAAUUCAAACGGGUAAUUCGCUAUGUUAUCUUGAGGAAGUUGUAAACUUGGAAAAUCAUACAAAGCAGAAACAUCAGUGAGGCUGUGCCAUACAUCUGGUUGCAGAUUACAAUUUUAAAUAUGCUUAUUAAAUGCACCAGGCAUUGAUAUGCAAAUGCCAGCUGUUUGUUGAUUGAAAGUGUGACCAUGCAGUUCUUUAUGUGGAAUGUAAGGGUAAAUGCAGUUGACACGUGGAGUGAACUCACGCAGAAAAUCACAGAAUAUAAAUUUGCUUAGUGAGACAAUGUCAUUUUAUUGUACCGGUGCGUCGGAUCAGAUGCAAAAAAGAGGGAGAUCUUGCCUUUGAUUUUCUCCACUUAUGGCCAACCCUUUUCUGCCAAAUAAGUCCAUAUGGAGUCCCGAAAAGAUGUUUCACAAGGCUAAACCAGCUUAGCAUUGCUUUUUAACAUCUCUCUUAUCUCUCCGUUUUGGGAGACUUGCACUUGGUGCAGCCCUUUUUUUUUUUCCAUUUAAAAAAGGCGGGGUGAUGAAAUUAGGAAAUCCACAGACGCUAUUUGGAAUUGGUUGGCGCAGGACAGUGGCAAUUGGAGAUUGCAGGGAGAGGCCUUCGUCCUACAGUGGAUAUAAAAUAGGCUGAUGAUGAAUUUAAAAAUAAAAGACAUUCUUGUGUUCUAUGGCUACUGAAUUAGAACUGACGAUCAGGUUUUGCCAGCUUCCUUAAUAUACACGAAAAUAAAUCAAUGAAUCACUAGCAUCAGAUAAACAUAAACAGCUUUUCAUGACUGCUUAUUUCGCUGGACAUGUGAUUGGGUAAAAUGAAAGCAGCUGUAGAUAUGUCCGUAAUGCAAUGCAGAAACUCUGCACGUCUUCACAGCGUGUAUUUUCCUGGCCCACUGUUGUCCGCACAGUUUUUGUUUUUUGUGCCAAAAUGCGUGGUCUGUGGGUGUUGCAAGUGCUAGCAUCUAUCUGCCAGGACAGCCGCACCUAUUUUCGUUCCAGAAAAUAUUAAGUCCUACAUAGCUCUAUAGACUAGCUUGGUGAAUCGUUCUGCAGUAUUGAAUGUGUAUAGGUCGUGGCUAUCAUUAGGAGUGCCACUCUUCGCACUUUUGUGAGUAAGCCAGAUAUCUAUCUGCACAGGCUCGAAUGGCUGCCAACGGGACAAAACAAUGCAGCGCUUGACUUGCUGUUUCUGUGUUUGUUCUCAGCUACCUUGCAGUAAACGCAUUACUUAUGCAGGCAAACGACAGCAACAUUUCCUUGUGUGGAAAGGGUUGUACGGGUGCCAAAGUGAGCAUUUUGCCACUUAGAUUUGCAUUGUCUAUUACCGUAGAAGAAUUCGUGUCAACUGCUUUUUGUGUAGUAUGCCACGAUAAUGUCUCAUGGUAAGGAGAGUGCUCUAGCUGUAUAGAAUUCUCACUGCUUGUAAAUACAAUGCAUUACCAUCAUUUUUAUUGGAAAGACUUGCUCUGAGCACAAUGUUACUAAUGGGACAGGACAGCCAGUGAGCUAAUGCGGGUGUUUCUGCGGACAAAUCACUUUCUUUCAGAAGUCAAUUACGCACCUUUUUGUUGAAGGUAUUCCUUCUCAGAACAGUGUUCACUCAGUGUUCGUUAAGUGCAUUUCCUGUUCUAUUCAAGUGUAGGAACGCUUGUUUAGGCACCUUGUUGUUACCGGUGCUUGAUGUACACAUAGAACAUUAAUAUGCUUAGCCAAAUUUGUGCGAGAAAAUUAUACUGUUUUAAGUUUUUUAUGUUCGUAACUUUCUUACUUCUUGUUCUUUUGUGCCAAUAAGAUUGGCGAGGAGAUGUUUUGCUUAAUGAUGUAGCAUCAUUGCAGCUGUUUUUGUUUGUUGUCACUGUAUACAUUUGUGGCACUGAGUGCAUUUUUGCAUGUUUAACAACAUGUUUCAUCUGCACUCUUAUUUAUUUCAAACCAGAGUAUGCUGUAUACAUGCUGCUUUCUUUUUGUUGAUGUGAUCUAUGACCUUCUACUUUUGUUAUUCUCUUCACCCUUUUUCAUAUUUUUUUCUCUCUCUAUCAUGUCAUUGGUUAAGCGAUCAGUAUUUUAUGUACUUAUGCCAUUCUGACUACUUUUUAUUCAGUACCAUUCUUUCCGUGAACAUUGAUUGCUCUGAUGUCUGUGCACAUACUUUCAUUCAUAUUCCAUUCAUUUUUCCGGCACUGUACAUCCCGUUUUGCAUCAGGUUCCAUUACUUGCGUGUAAUGCAAAGCAUUGCCAUGUAUAAUGUGAGACUGCACUUUCGUUUUGUCUUGCUCAAAGUUUAUAUUGACUGGAAUUAACAUGCAGUCUGUCUGGCACAGUGCUGUGUAUUUUGGUUUUGCUAUUCAGCGCACAUUUUUAUUUCUCAGCUCUCUGUUGUGACAUGUUUUUGCAUUUGUUGCAUACUAGCAGUAACAGUUAAUUUCCCAGUUGAUUAUAUUUUCUGCCACUUUUGCCACAGGCUUACGUGCACAUUUGGCAGUCAUCUUUAGGUAGUAGUUAUGCCUGUUAAACAUGGCUUCCCAUGUCACACUUCUUACAUCAGGUACAUGGUUAAUUAUUUCAGUGGUUACUAUGGAUAUAUAUAUGCCCAUAUCAAACAGGGCAUAUCGAACUGCUUAGAAUAAAGGAUGCCAGCGUGUGCAUGGUUAUGAGAAUUACCAACUCAAGACCUCAAGCUUUCAAGAUUUAUUUUUUGUGCAAUGCAGCUUUCUUGGUAAAAAUUCAAAACUCUAAGAGAAACUGACAUAGCUAUUAACAGCAGUUGCAGGUACCAUCAUUAUGUAGAGCUGUUGGACAACAUUGUGCUUAUUCUAAGUGACCAUUUUUUUUUAGGUGUACUGUAUGGUCUUUUUCCAGGCUACCACACCUUUUCCACAUUCCAUUAAAGGAAUAAAAAAAAGUUAUGACAAUAAUGUCUGUGGACAUGAGAAGUAAGGCACAGUUAAACUAUAAGCAUAACAAGGUUUACAUCAGCUUGUGCUGUGGUGUGACAAUUUCCUGCUUACUUAGAAAUGCAGCUGCACUUAUAAACAGCUUGAUUGUGUACUGCCUCCAAGUUCUUUUUUUUUUCCUUGUUCUAGUCCGCCAACAAUGCUCUGUGGCUUUGCCAACACAAUGCUCUGUGGCUGUGCCUCGUUAUUCGCAUGUUCCUGUGUUUUGCUCUUCAUCCUUCUGGCUUUUUUGUGAUUGCCAGCAACAGUGCAUGGACUUUUUCAUGUUCAUAAUUCUGUUGCAUAUAUUGCUAGUGAUUGUAUAGCUGUUGAUAUAAGUGGUAGGCACAAGGUGCUUUCUUAUACAGAAAAAAAAAGAAAAUAAAUGUUAUAUGAUUGAAACAAACAA